GCUGAGCCACGUGGAAGAGCCACCCCUAGGUCAGAAAGAUGGGGGAAAUAGAACAGAUGAAGCAGGAGGCUGAGCAGCUGAAGAAGCAGAUUGCGGAUGCCCGGAAAGCCUGUGCAGACACAACACUUGCUCAGAUUGUGUCUGGAGUGGAGGUUGUUGGCCGCAUUCAGAUGCGGACCCGAAGGACCCUGCGUGGACAUCUGGCCAAGAUCUAUGCUAUGCACUGGUCCACGGACUCCAAACUUCUGGUCAGUGCCUCACAAGAUGGGAAACUCAUUGUGUGGGACACAUACACAACUAACAAGGUUCAUGCCAUCCCUUUGCGGUCUUCCUGGGUCAUGACCUGUGCCUAUGCCCCCUCAGGCAAUUUUGUGGCCUGUGGGGGCCUUGACAACAUGUGCUCCAUCUACAACCUCAAGACUCGUGAAGGCAAUGUCAAAGUGAGCAGGGAGCUCUCAGCCCAUACAGGUUACCUCUCCUGCUGCAGAUUUCUUGAUGACAACAAUAUUGUGACUAGCUCUGGAGAUACCACAUGCGCACUCUGGGACAUUGAGACAGGGCAGCAGAAGACUGUGUUCCUGGGUCACACUGGAGACUGUAUGAGCUUGGCUGUCUCCCCGGACUUCAAACUCUUCAUCUCUGGGGCCUGUGAUGCUACUGCCAAACUGUGGGACGUGCGGGAGGGCACCUGCCGUCAGACCUUCUCAGGACAUGAGUCCGAUAUCAACGCCAUCUGUUUCUUCCCUAAUGGUGAAGCCAUCUGCACUGGCUCAGAUGAUGCCACCUGCCGUCUCUUUGAUCUCCGGGCAGACCAGGAGCUCAUAGUGUACUCUCAUGAAAGCAUCAUCUGUGGAAUCACAUCAGUCGCCUUCUCCCGCAGUGGGCGCCUCAUGCUUGCUGGAUAUGAUGACUUCAACUGCAACAUCUGGGACUCCCUGAAAGCAGAGCGUGUGGGAAUUCUCUCUGGCCACGACAACAGAGUGAGCUGCCUGGGGGUGACAGCAGAUGGCAUGGCUGUUGCCACCGGCUCCUGGGACAGCUUCCUCAAGAUUUGGAACUGAGGAUGGCUGCAGAGAGGGGAAAAAGCAGUGGAAGCAUGGCUCACAGCCCAACAGCACAACAGAAACGGCUACCUACCACUCCCACUUGUUUCUAGACACAGGUCACUUGUAGAGGUCUCCCAGAGUGAAAGGGAGAGGUCAGGAAAGGGGAGCAGGAGCACACACACUGGCCCUUCUCUCCACCUCUAGAGGCCCAGCAGUUUCCAGCCUCAUGCAGGCUUGAAGACCUGCAAAACACUAUUCAUUUUGUCACAGGACAUUACAGUACAGUUCAAACACCUCUACCCACGUUGAUACCCAUCCUUCAGAGGAUGUCUCCUGCAACACCUCUGCCACAGGUUAGUUAAGCUCUGUCCCUGAUUUAACUCUACCUAGCUUGGCUGUGCAGCUGUCCUAUAUCCCUGCAGACUGCCUCAGAGAUGUACUGGGUUUGAGAUUUCUAUCAUGCAACUUCAAACAAAAAGGUAAUGUAAAUUGGGCUCAUUUUCCAUUGGGGAAGAGGUAGCUCAAGUCUUAUCUAUGCAUAAAUAUGGGAAAGGCAGCCCUCAGACCUGCCAGAAUACCAAGGAAUAUUAUAUUUAUUCCUAUUUAUUGUCUGCUUCUUGCUCUUCCUUCUCUUUUUGACUCACUCCUGCAUUGUGUGGUGACCCUGUCUAACCAGUAGCCACCAGCCUCUGUUUUCAAGUCUGUUCUAGAUCAUCAUAGUCCAGGCUAAUAAAGAAA
Messenger RNA from Phalacrocorax carbo (great cormorant), 1784 nucleotides. The record is from RefSeq and is a predicted model, not a curated record. NCBI's taxonomy places the organism in Eukaryota, Metazoa, Chordata, Aves, Suliformes, Phalacrocoracidae.